This is a messenger RNA of Purpureocillium takamizusanense, 1652 nucleotides long. RefSeq lists its product as uncharacterized. The record is from RefSeq and is a predicted model, not a curated record. Lineage: Eukaryota; Fungi; Ascomycota; Sordariomycetes; Hypocreales; Ophiocordycipitaceae. Bases 100 to 1260 code for a protein of 386 amino acids. The transcript is spliced from 3 exons.
CGGAAGCGCCCGGCCCUGCCAGCAAUGGACACAGCUCUCGCAGUGAGUUCUACACAUCAAAGGCGUCACGGCUAUUCUUAUUUGCCGACGUGAUCCGCAAUGAGCGAAGAAAGACCAUCACUACAUGAGGCCGCCGUACAGUCUGGGACGAAGCCGAGGACGCGGCAGCGCGUGUACAAGGCUCCCCCACCUUUGGACGUGCCAGACAUAGAGGACGAUGCCGCGGAGAGAAAACGUAUCUUGAAUGUGCUGGCACAGAGGAGAUACAGAGAAAAGAAGCGCCUCCGACGGUCAGGCAAGGACGGCCGCCAGGCCAGAGGCUCGACAUCCAAGACCGCAGAGCCGUCAACAACGGCGGUAGACGACAUCUCGGAGGAAAUUGCAGAGGACGCAAUCGAGACCGUCUCGUCGUCUCCGCUAAUUUCCACCACUACUGCCGGGCUCGCAAUCGGAAUCGGCGUCGACCUCGGGCUCGGGAACUGGGACCCCUUGAACGACCCGGCUCUGUCAUCCAUACUGCCCGAAACGGAGUCGUUACCAGGCUUCCUGACAGACGAGACAUCGGCAGAGGAAGGCUUCACCCAGUCCAACGACUUCAAUGCGGUGCCGGGUAUCAUAUCCGACAUGUUCCCCCCUGCCGUCUUCAACACCUCACCGUCCUCCUUUGACACCACGUCCAGCACGUCGUCGUCGGACAUGAGUUUCCCUGAUACAUAUCUCCUCCCCGUGCAUGAGCUCACCCUCCUGCGCGCCAUGUUGCGCAUCGCCAACCGCAUCGGGUGCAAGGAGCAGCUCUGGAGCCUCGACGCCCUCUCGCCCUUCAACCGCGGCAACGCCACGCCCCUCGAGCAGCUACCCGUAGCAUGGCGCCCAACAGCCUCGCAAGUACUCGUCCCGCACCACCCUUUGCUCGACUUCUUGCCAUGGCCGGGCGUGCGCGACCGCAUCAUAGGCAUCAUGUCUCUUCCCGACGAUGCCCGCCCGCCCAACGCCGUGGGCCCGCUCGCGCUCGUCAACUUUGCAUACGACUUCGAAGACAACGCGGAGGGUGUGCGUAUCUACGGCGCGGACCCCUACGACCCCAGCUGCUGGGAAGUAGGGCAAGUCUUAUUCGAACGCUGGUGGUUCAUCUUUGACCGGAACGUUAUUGAGAACAGCAAUCGCUGGCGUCGGCUCAGAGGCGCGCCGCCGCUGGCGUUGAAGGGGAGCGAGAGUAGUGAGGCUCCUGUCGGUGGCCUUGGAGCAGCCAUGACAAUGUAAUGCGAGACGGCAUUCUACUGGUGAAUCCGCGUACAGAACCUGUUGUCGACACAAAGUCUGUUGACACAUAAUAAUACACCAGGUGCAACGCGGUGCAUCUCGACGAGUCUGUCGCGAUCAAGAUUCAAUUUGGUACCUACCACGAAUUGUCGACGCACUAGGACUGAACACAAACGUGAAUAUCGUAUCGGGCACGGAACGGUCAAUAUGUAGUAUCUCCCGUAUGUUUCCUCAACAUUCGACCAUAAACGCCUCGCUAUGCUACAAGCCUUUUCGCAAGCUAAUAUCGUAAUCCGGCCACUGGCUUUAUACAGUACAUGUUCACCAGUCUCGGACGCUUUACCUGUCCGAGCCCCACACAUUAUGAAACUCGUCAGUAUCCGAGACCUGGU